Episyrphus balteatus (marmalade hoverfly) is the source of this 1508-nucleotide messenger RNA. Its product is annotated as probable phosphoserine aminotransferase. Gene Ontology annotation, molecular function: O-phospho-L-serine:2-oxoglutarate transaminase activity; pyridoxal phosphate binding. Lineage: Eukaryota; Metazoa; Arthropoda; Insecta; Diptera; Syrphidae. The transcript has 3 exons. The record is from RefSeq and is a predicted model, not a curated record. Gene Ontology annotation, biological process: L-serine biosynthetic process. The coding region runs from base 84 to 1181 and encodes 365 amino acids. Gene Ontology annotation, cellular component: cytoplasm.
CUGUGUUGUUAAUUCAGUCAGUAUAAACCAAUCGUUGGGAGAGGUCUGAGGUUUUGAGUUCCGAAACACGUUAAGAUAGAAAAAUGGAAAGGAAAAACAUAAACUUUGGUGCUGGACCCACCAAGCUACCUCUAGAGGUCUUAAAAGAAAUAGAAAAGAAUCUCAUCAAUUACGAAGGAACUGGUAUAAGUGUUAUGGAAAUGUCUCAUCGAUCAGUUGACUAUAUGAAAAUCAAUCAAUCUGCCAUGAAUGAUUUGAGGGAGCUAAUGGGAGUUCCAUCAAAUUACAAGAUCCUUUUCAUGUUAGGCGGUGGUACUGGAGGAUUUUCAUCAUCAUGUUUAAACUUAAUGGGUCGAACAGGUACAGCUGAUUACCUUGUAACUGGUGCAUGGUCUGAAAAAGCUGCCAAAGAAGCUACACAUUUUGGCAAAGUUAAUUUGGUUCUACCAAAAGUUGAUAAAUACACUGGAAUCCCACCUCAAGAUACUUGGAACUUAGAUCCGAAUGCUUCAUUUGUUUACUAUUGUGACAAUGAAACAGCUGAUGGAGUGGAAUUCGAUUUCAUUCCAGAAACUAAUGGAGUUCCAUUAGUUUGUGAUAUGUCUUCGAACUUUCUAUCACGUCCCAUUGAUGUGUCGAAAUUUGGAAUAAUUUUUGCUGCUCAGAAAAAUGUUGUUCCUGCUGGUAUGACUGUGGUAAUUGUAAGGGAAGAUCUUAUGGGUCAUCCGAUGAAGAUAACACCAUCAAUUCUAGAUUAUAAUAUCGUUGACAACAAUAAUUCAAUCUACAAUACCCCACCGACUUUUAUUGUUCACGUUAUGUCCCUUAUUUUCAAAUGGAUCAAACGCAAUGGUGGUAUUGAAGGAAUGGGCAAAACUCAAAGUAUCAAAUCAAAAUUACUCUACGAAAUCGUUGACAAUUCGAAUGGCUUUUAUAGUUGUCCAAUUGAUAAGAAAGAUAGAUCUCGUAUGAAUGUGUGUUUCAGAAUUGGAAGUGCAGCAGGUGAUGAAGAAUUGGAGAAGGAAUUUUUGGAAUUAUGCGAAAGCAAUCAUUUAGUACAAUUGCAUGGCCAUCGAUUGGUUGGAGGUGUAAGAGCAUCGAUUUAUAAUGCAAUAACAAUAGCUGAAACACAAGCUCUAGCUAAUUUGAUGAUUAGUUUUCUUGAGAGGAAGAAGAAAUAAUGUGAAUAUGAAAACAAGUGAAAGAACGGUUAAAGAAAUAAGAGAAUUGCCAUGUUUUGAAAAAUUAAUGUAAUUUUUUUUUAAUGUUUAACUUUUUUUUAGAGUUUUUUUUUUUUAAUCGUCUUCAAUACAUUAAGACAAAAGUCCAAAUAAGUCAUUAGGUUUAUAAGUUUUAAAUAAUUAUAAACUGUAUUUUAGUAAAUUGAAAAUUUAUAACAUUUAUUAUGUUAAAUUGUGUAUUUAUAAUUUUUUUUAUAAAGUACCUGUAGCUCAAUUAUUUGUUGUUUAAUUGUAAUCAUAAAGCAUAUUUGUAUAUAACAUUUUAAA